Messenger RNA from Fraxinus pennsylvanica, 321 nucleotides. NCBI's taxonomy places the organism in Eukaryota, Viridiplantae, Streptophyta, Magnoliopsida, Lamiales, Oleaceae. The record is from the annotation of a GenBank genome assembly.
AUGGGAAGUUGUUUAAGCAAGAAGAGCACUUCUUCUUCUUCUUCUCCUGGUCCAAUUUUAAAGCCACAAGCACAGAUGUCCAAUACUCCAUUGGAGAAAAAGAAGGCAGAAGAAGAAAUUGUGAUGAAAAAUAAUUUUGUUACGAAACACCGGAAGAGUCACGAAGUCGAAAGGCCGUCUGAAGAGGAGAAAACUGAAGUACGAAAGGCCACAGAAGUAGUCGAAAUGGGGAAAAAUUUGAGCCCGGGUAAUGAAAUAAAUGGUGAAUUAGGUAAUGGGAAGGAAGAGAGGGGAUGGAUUGGAAGAAGAGGGAAAAAUUGA